AGGACUCGGGCUGGCGUGGAGACAGAGCUGCAGCGCUUCUUCACGGAGCGCCUGGAGCAGCUUUGAGGCAGAGCGGCGGGCGCUGCGAGAGUCCCAGCAGUUGAGGUGAGGCAGGGAGGGAGCGAAGGCGCGCAACACUGGACGAGGCUCGCGACGCCCCUAAGGAGAUGGAUCUCCUUCUUCUCGUGCUUUCGUUCCCUUUGGUGGCCGGGUUAGACUUCAGCUACCACCACACUGCGGAGCUGGAAGCUUUUCUGAGGGACGUGCGCAGGAAUCACUCUUCCAUCACUUACUUGUAUAGCAUCGGCAAGUCCGUGGAAGGUAGACACCUGUGGGUCCUUGCUCUGGGAAGGUUCCCAACCCAACAUAAGAUUGGCAUACCAGAGUUCAAGUAUGUUGCUAAUAUGCAUGGGGAUGAGGCAGUCGGGAGGGAGAUUCUGCUUCAUUUGAUAGAAUUCCUGGUGACCAGUUAUCAGCAUGACCCAGUCAUUACAAAACUGAUUGACAGCACUCGGAUACACAUCAUGCCUUCAAUGAACCCUGAUGGAUUUGAAGAGGCAAGUCCUAGCUGUUACCCCUUAAAAGGCAGGUACAAUAAGAAUGGGGCAGAUUUAAACAGGAAUUUUCCUGAUGGCUUCGUCAGUAAUCAUCGCAUGAUCCAACCAGAGACUCAAGCAGUGAUGGACUGGAUAAAAACUGAGACAUUUGUCCUCUCUGCCAAUCUACACGGUGGAUCAUUAGUUGCUAGUUAUCCUUUUGAUAAUGGCAAUUCUGUUACUAUUACUUCAGAUGACAUUAGCAAAACACUGGAUAAUGAUGUUUUUGUCCACCUUGCAAAAACAUACUCUAACAGCCAUGCUACAAUGCAUAAUGGGAAAGUAUGUGGUACUGCAGAUACUGUAGAUUACUUUCCAGGUGGCAUUACAAAUGGCUAUGCAUGGUACCAGCUGGAAGGUGGAAUGCAAGAUUACAAUUACAUUUGGAGUCAAUGUUUUGAAAUUACAUUGGAACUAUCAUGUUGUAAAUAUCCACCAAAAGAAGAACUUCCAUCAUUUUGGAAUGACAACAAAAUGGCUUUGAUUGAAUACAUUAAACAAGUUCAUCUGGGUAUAAAAGGGCGUGUUUUGGAUAAGGAUGGAGAACCUAUUGCAGAUGUAAUAGUAGAGGCUAGAGGAAGAAGGCAUGUAUGCCCUUACAAGACUACAAAAGAUGGAGAAUACUAUCUUCUGCUCCUGCCUGGGGUCUAUGAACUUAAUGCAACAGCACCUGGAUACAAUUCAGUGCUUCAAAGAAUGAAUGUCCCAGAUGGUACAGAAGAUUUUGCUGCCCUGGUUUAUGAUUUCGUUUUGUCUGAUGUAUCUGCUGCACCAAAGAUUGCAUCAUGCCCAACAACACCUCGUUACAUUGAAAAUACAUCAACAGCACUAAAGUCCACUAUUAACGUAUUGCUUUUAAUUAAUACUUUGUAUGAAUUUUUUUUUUUUUUUUUUUUAAAGUACUGGGAAAAUUCGUUCCUUUUCCAGUGUAUAUAAAGAAACUUAAAAUGAGCAAUAUUGCUUAAACAAUCAAUAAAAUUCAACUGUUUCAAUGUA
Sphaerodactylus townsendi is the source of this 1592-nucleotide messenger RNA. RefSeq names its product carboxypeptidase M (gene CPM). Gene Ontology annotation, biological process: proteolysis. NCBI's taxonomy places the organism in Eukaryota, Metazoa, Chordata, Lepidosauria, Squamata, Sphaerodactylidae. The transcript is spliced from 10 exons. Gene Ontology annotation, molecular function: zinc ion binding; metallocarboxypeptidase activity. Gene Ontology annotation, cellular component: cell surface. The record is from RefSeq and is a predicted model, not a curated record. Bases 168 to 1532 code for a protein of 454 amino acids.